GCCGCGCUGCGCGGGGCGCGGCCGCUCCGCCGCCGCGGGGCUGCGCACGGCAGAUGCGCCCAGUCCAGCCGAAACCACCGCGGGCGAGAGCCGCCGGGCCGGCGGCUGUGUGAUUAGGGCAGCGCGGCACCAUGCCUGCGGCAGAGCAGGUCCUCCUCCGCUCGGUGACCAUGUGGCUGCUCCUGCAGAGCCUCCUCCUCCUCCUGGCCUCCUGCCUCCGCUCCGCCGCCGCCUUCCCCAAGGGCUGCUACCCCUCGGAAGAGGAGGGGCUGAAGACCUUCCGCUGCAGCAACGCUCAGCUGACCGAGGUCCCCAGGGACAUCCCCAACGACACCAACAAGCUCUACCUGGACUCCAACCGAAUCCCCUUCCUGCCCCGCGACGCCUUCCGGGACCUGCCGCUCCUGCUGGAGCUGGAUCUGUCCCACAACGCCAUCGCCGGCGUCGAGAGCGGGGCGUUCCGGGGCCUGGCAGAGCACCUGCACUCGCUGGAUUUGUCUUCCAACAGGCUGGUGUCGGUCAGCAAAGACGCCUUUAGCAACCUGAAGGCCAAGGUCAACCUCUCCGACAACCCCUGGCUGUGUGACUGUCGGCUGCAGGAGCUGAUCCGCACGGUGGACCUGGCGGCCGGCUCCUCGGGCGGCAUCGUGUGCGACUCCUCCGCGCGGGAGGAGCACGUCGGCAAAGCUUUCCUGCAGGUGAUCGCCGACACGGACUUCUGCAACGUGUACAAAAAGACCACGGACAUCGCCAUGCUGGUCACCAUGUUCGGCUGGUUCGCCAUGGUGAUCUCCUACCUGGUCUACUACGUGCGGCAGAACCAGGAGGACGCCCGGCGGCACCUGGAGUAUCUCAAGUCCCUGCCCAGCAAGCAGCGGAGGUCGGAGGAGUCAUCGACCAUCAGCACUGUGGUGUGAGGCACCGGCACCCCGCAGGACACGGGGACCCGUGGAGCUGGCCCACGGGCUUGCCACGGCUGCAGGAGCUGUCGCCAGCCGCCGGCGCCGCACAGAAAUAGUCACGGCUUUGUUCUGUUCUCCUCGGGGCAGCGGGAGCCGCGGCCAGCCAGUGCCUGGCUCCGGCGCAGCGCUUCUCGGCCACGAGCCCAGAGCGCCCGCCCGCUGCCUCUGCGUGACGAAGGACCGGGGAGACCCCGAGCAUCCCCCCAGCACGUGGCCCUUGCUCCGCCCGGCCUGGGCAUUCAGACUUCAUUUCAAACUUUUAUAUUUCCUUUGCAGAGAUCCCUUGGGGCAUUAACGAAAUCAGUGUUUUAAUCCCUCCCCGGCUGACCCUCGGCUGCCCCAGGGAUGUUCCCGGCGGCGCGGGGCAGCCUGGGCCUGGCUCCCUGCCUGGCCGGGCAGUGCUGGGCCGUGGGGAGCAGCGGUAUGGCCACGGGGCCAGCGCCCGGCCGGGUCACCGGCCCCGGGAAGGUCACGGGCUGCAACCACAACCCGUCGGGACCGAAGGACGAGGCGGGAAGUGGGGUCGCAUCAGUUGGGAAAGGCAAGAGGCGGGUCCGGCACUGCCCCGCUCCAGCUCUCGUGCUGGAUGGUGUCACCCCCAUCUCCCAUCUCAGCUCCCGCUGCUCGAGCGAGGGGUGCGGGGGGCCCGGCUCGGAGAUAGGGCGGCUGGUGGGCACCCCCAGCACCUUACCCCUCGGAGCGCGCCGUUCCUGGGAGGAGCAAAUGGGGAAUAAGAAGCAAAUGAGAAAUAAGCUCCCCCAGGGCUGAGCCCUCCGGGGCUGCCAAGGGAUGUGGGUGCUGAUGGGGGGGAACCGAGGGGUCCGGCCCUGCCGGGAUGCUGGGGGGGAGCGGGUUUCCCCUCAGUGCUCCCCGGGACCACGUAGGUGGGUGUUUGCAGCUGGGUAGCACCCCUCACCCGCUCCGAUCUGCUGCCGGAGGAGAGCUCCCACCUCUCACUCGAGGACUCACAAGCUGCCGACCGGUCACUGUGACGGGAAGCGGGGAUGGAGGGAGCUGCUGCGGCUCCUCUGCCCUCUCCCCGCUCCCGCGCUGCUGGCAGGAGCCUAAACCUCCCCUAAAAUGCCCCAAUGUCCCUUCUUGACCCUUCCAGUGCCGGGCUGCAGGUUCCUGGUGUUGGCAGGUAGAGGCGAGGCCGGGGUGCCGGCGUGGGUGGGGGUCGGUGCCACCUUUGAGCGUGCAGGGUCCAAGCGGCGACUCGGAGCAAAGCCAGAGCAGACCCAGACUCUUCCAUCCCAGUGUCUGGCCCCUGAGAGAGCUGGUUUUGCUGGUUUUGCCCCUUUUUUAAAAACCAACGGAAGCUCAAUUGCCUUAAUUCACCAACAGCACCAACCAAAGCUGCUCAAACAUCCUCUGGACCGGGGCAGACGCGGCUCCGGCUCCCGGCUGCCGCCCGUGCUGCGCCCCGGAGCCGGCGGGAGCCGUGAGACGGAGCCGGCCGGGAGCGGUGCCCGCGCCCUUCCACAAGUGCCUACGUUCCCAGCACAGACCAGGGGCUCUGCAAUGCGCCGGUGCCUCAGCCCCAGCUCCCAUCCGGGCGUCCCCCGGGCCCGCAGCCCCACGGCAGCUCCCCCCCCCCCCCCCCCCCAGUCCUCCAUACAACCGGGGCUGGGGGGCUCCGGACCAACCCACCACGAGCGGCUGCACCGCGGCCCCGGGCGCUGCUUCCCCACGGGCAUCCCCUGGCCCACGGCGUGCGGGGACACCGGGGCCCGUCUCACCCAACGCGUGUUUUGUUUAAGGGACCUUCUACAUUCUUACUUUAUACGACAAUAAAGUUGGGUUUUACUUUGGA
This is a messenger RNA of Tyto alba (common barn owl), 2775 nucleotides long. It is a transcript of the gene LRRC3C, whose product is annotated as leucine rich repeat containing 3C. Bases 132 to 917 code for a protein of 261 amino acids. The transcript is spliced from 2 exons. Gene Ontology annotation, molecular function: protein binding. NCBI's taxonomy places the organism in Eukaryota, Metazoa, Chordata, Aves, Strigiformes, Tytonidae. The record is from RefSeq and is a predicted model, not a curated record.